AAAAAAAUCACGUACAUGGAUAGCAAACCUUAUCAUAUCUUAUACGACUCACCUACUCACUGAGAGAAAAUAUUUUGAUGGCGUUGCUCUCUCACGGUUCUUUCUCAGGCACGGCCAUCUUCCGCCAUGCCGCCAUGGCGCCGCCGCGUAGCCUGGCUCGCGUCGUGAUAAGAUCCGUGCAAUCCGCCGAGAAUGAGAAGAAGGUUGCUGACACCAAAGAAGAGCAAAAACCUCCUCCAGCUGCUGCUGCUGCUAAGCCCAAGAAACCAGUAUACUCAAUGAAGAAGGGCCAGAUCGUAAGAGUCGACAAGGAAAAGUAUCUCAAUAGUGUAAAUUAUUUGUCUGUGGGGCAUCCGCCUUACUACAAAGGUUUGGACUACAUAUAUGAAGACCGGGGUGAGGUGCUGGACUUGCGCAUAUUUGAGACGGGCGAAUAUGCUCUUAUUGCAUGGGUUGGAAUACCAACUGCACCAGCUUGGUUACCAACAGAAAUGCUAAUCAAGGUAACCACUACUAACAGAUACGACUUAAUUUCUCUAUUUUCAGAAAAAAUAAAAAUAAAAAUCCAUAGUGGAUUUCGUAACAUUUAUGAAUUAUUAAAUUCAAACUGAAUUUACCUAGCUAUUUUGUGAUUAAUGAGUUAAUGACCAUGAUUCUAACUGACUUUGCAGUCCGACAAGCUCGAUUACGAGAGAAUAUAAUACAGAUCGCCGUCGAAGAUCAAAUUAAUCCUGUUCGAUUAUUAUAUUAAUAUUGCUUCAUUUUAUCAGUAACUUUUAGGAUGUACAUGAAUUUCAAGUAUAUAUUGCAAUAAUCUUGAUUCA
Salvia miltiorrhiza (redroot sage) is the source of this 824-nucleotide messenger RNA. RefSeq names its product NAD(P)H-quinone oxidoreductase subunit O, chloroplastic. The transcript is spliced from 5 exons. The record is from RefSeq and is a predicted model, not a curated record. Lineage: Eukaryota; Viridiplantae; Streptophyta; Magnoliopsida; Lamiales; Lamiaceae. Gene Ontology annotation, cellular component: plasma membrane. Gene Ontology annotation, molecular function: oxidoreductase activity, acting on NAD(P)H, quinone or similar compound as acceptor. The coding region runs from base 78 to 611 and encodes 177 amino acids.